Messenger RNA from Bolinopsis microptera, 3049 nucleotides. Its product is annotated as condensin complex subunit 2-like. Lineage: Eukaryota; Metazoa; Ctenophora; Tentaculata; Lobata; Bolinopsidae. The record is from RefSeq and is a predicted model, not a curated record. Gene Ontology annotation, cellular component: condensin complex. The transcript has 9 exons. Bases 12 to 2063 code for a protein of 683 amino acids. Gene Ontology annotation, molecular function: chromatin binding. Gene Ontology annotation, biological process: mitotic chromosome condensation.
CACUGUCAGCAAUGGCAACGAAAAGAAAAAGUAUGCCCAAUUGUGCCAGUACUCCAAAACCAUCAGCAAAUAGGAGGAGAACUCUAGUUCUCUCCUCUCCCCAAGGUGGACUUAAGAGAGAGCCUACUGAAGAAGAUUCCCUGCUCUUAGUUAACGAAGAUGAGGCAGAAAAGAAAGCACACAGAAAAUCUUUAGCAUUACAAAGUUUUCAAAAGACUCCUGCUGUUUUAUCCUCCCCCACUCUCUCUAAGAAGAAAACUGUAAUGACCCCUCUCUCAGGACCACGUCUUAGUGCAGACCAGUUGAAGCAGCAUUACGCAGAUUGUAUAAAACUCAGUACAGAAAAUAAGAUAAAUGCUAAAAAUGCGUUUGGUUUGCAUCUGUUAGAGUAUAUAGAUACCAUUCUUCAAGAAAAGAGUGACAAUUUCCAGGUAGUCGGGUGCACUAUUGAUGCUGGUGCAAAAAUUUACGCUGGUCGAGUGGAUGCAGUUCACAGCGAUAUUCUGAAAAUGCUGGGUACCAUGGGAAGCACUGAAGCAGAGGGUGAACAUGAGAGAGACGACGACGAGGACGGGGAUAUUGACGAUGCGUCAAAGAAAAAAGAUAAGAAGAAGAAAAAGAAGAUCACGCUCUGCGAGGGCAGGACAAUUGAGAAGAAUCUAGCUAAUAUCCGGAACACAACAUACGACCUCAGCUUUGAUGUAGAUCCACUGAUCCAGAUAACUACAAGACAAUCAGAUGAGCAGAGUACAGCGGCUCUGAUAUCUCACAACAUCUUCCUCAAGAAUGAUUCCCUCCUCUUCGACUCGACCUCUGUGUACCACACCCAAACAACCUCAGACUCACUUCCCGAGCCAACUAUCGACACUUCACACCUUGCCUCUCUAAUUCCUGGCUUAUUGAACUCUGAACGAGUCGUUUGUCCCACGUUUGAUGGGUUCCGGUUUAACAACUGGAUUUGUACGGAGGAGAAGAGUUUCUACGAGCCACCUCCCUCCCAACCUGACACUCAGGAGUCGGAGCAGGCUGAACCCUUCGUACCAGGAAUGGAGGACUUAGCGGACGAGGAUGAUUUUGGGGUGGACGCGAUGAGUAGUUGUGAUGAGGGUGAAGGAGGAGAUCAUGUUGAGAGAGCGCCAGAGAAAGAGAGGAUGACUAUUGACGAAUUGACUUUAGCUUUAGAGCCGACAGAGUUUGGUUAUUUCAACCCUCAGUUAACCAACAUGUGGGCUGGACCGGGUCAUUGGAAACUGAAACCUGUCCUAACCAAGGUGGAUGGUGAAAAAAAGGAGAGAAAGAAGAAAACGCACACAACUCACUUGUUCGACACACCUGAAGACGACCUCUUCAAACAUUUCAUCAAGUCUCGCGCUAAAACGACUCUCGCUGACGAAACUAUUCGCUCUAACAGAACUUCAGACAACACCCUCCCACUCGACAUCCACUACCUGGAAUCCAGUUUAAGAAAGCUGUCCAUGAUGCCGCUGUGGCGAGGAAAGAUCGCCGUAACAGAGAAGAUAGUCAGUAGUGGGGAGGCGACUGACAAAGAUUGGUAUAACUACGAUAACCCUCACGAUUUGAGUAAUUACUGCCCCAAUGGUCCGGAUGAUAGCGACGAUGAUGCGGGACCAGCUGAAAUUAGUUUUGGUUCUCAAGGCGAUGUUAAUCCUACCCCUAUCGGUGAUCUACAACUCAUUGAUGCAGCCCCUAAAAUCGAACGCAUUGAUAUUCAUUAUGCGAAACAGGCGAAGAAGAUAGAUGUGAGAAAGCUGAAGAAAGUCAUGUGGAGUAGCAUAGCGCCCCGGCCAAGUGAAGAUGUGGAGAACAUGGUGAAAAACAAAGAGGUGGUAUUAGAAAACGGGGGAGAAAAACUGAAGAACGGGUUGGUAAACUUUUCAGAGGUGUACAAGAAAAUACCUUAUCAGGUUUCUGCGACCAUGUCAGAGAAUUUAUCGGUGCCGAUAGCAUUCGCCUGUUUACUGCAUUUAGCAAACGAACAUACCCUGGAACUAAAAGAUGGUUUAGAUUUAUCGGACAUACAAAUCAUUGCACCGAGUCAAUGAGGGUUACAACCAAUCGGAUAUUGACAUUGUACGUCUUUCUUGAGUUAAUAAAAUGCAUAAUAUGUUCUGUCUUGGAUCUUAUUUGUGACAGAAUACACCAUUCUGUUAAUACACGAAGUUAAUAUCUUAUUAAAGCUAAACUGACAUCAAUGUGGUUGUGAAAUUUGGGAAAUUUAUGAAACCGAAUCUGCUUAACUUUAAGUUUAACCAUUGACUUUAUUUUAGUUCUGUUUUGAUACAAAAUGAUAUAAGAAUUGAAUGUGCCUAACCUUUACAUUAGUUAUCACUUUAGAUUUAGUUAUCACUUAAUUUCUUCUUUUGUUUCUUGGGUUUCAAAUAAACUUAUUUACUGAAAUGAAUUCAUUAUUUUUAGUUACAGUACUAGCUGUAUCCUAAAAGUAAAAUUACAAACAAUCUGAUUUACCACAUCCAACUCUGAUGUAAUGUAAUUUUAUUUGUACACCGUCUUUGUUUAGACGAACCCAACAUUUUUGAUAGACCAUAUUUAAUUUUCUGAAUUUGUGUUAUUCACUAUAUAUUGGUUGGGAGAUGAGCCUCAGAGCCUGUUUUGUUUUGACACUUGACCGCUAUUCGCCUAUAAUUUUCACCAACUUGUAACGAGGACCACGAGGGUCGAGGGUUGGUCAUUUCGAACCCCUCGUCGAGGGGUUCGAAAUGACCAAAAUUUGGCUUAGGUAAUAUGUAAACGAGCCAUUAUACUGGCACCAACAUAUAAACCAACAUUGCAUUGGACGAAUGCUAAGAUUGGUCGAAUAUUAGUUAUAAUUUUGUCAAAGCAAGCUUCGUGCAACGACUAAUUACGACCAAUAUUUAAAUGACUGAAAACUACAAAACCUUGAAUUAAAAUAUAACAACGUCCAAUUAAAUCAGUGUCACGUGUCAAAACAAAUAUCGUUGUUGUUCGUUUGUUGUAUUGCGAGCGUCUUCAUUUUAAUGUAAUAGAAAUUUGCAUUAUACAUAUAGUU